Messenger RNA from Cyclocybe aegerita, 2160 nucleotides. The record is from the annotation of a GenBank genome assembly. NCBI's taxonomy places the organism in Eukaryota, Fungi, Basidiomycota, Agaricomycetes, Agaricales, Hemipholiotaceae.
AUGCCUGCUCCUCCGGUUACUCUCUGCGCGAGUGCAGGAAACGAGGAGGCCACACUGCGUGUCCUAAAGGCCGUACACAAGGAAACCGACCGCUCAGAUCUCACCUUUCGCACCGAUAGGUUCUAUGUUUCCACUACUUUCGGAGGCAGGAUUCCAUGCAUCGAAGAGAUCCGCGAAUUCCUCGAGGAGACGGAGCUUUAUGACUACAGAAGAAAGACGUGGCUGGAGAUACCUGCAGAUAUGGACAUCGAGAUUAAAGAACCCCAGGUCACUGAGUAUAUCCAAAGGAUCGUCGAGGACGUCGUCAGAUUUUUUGAGUAUUCAGAAAGGAGGGUUAUGCGUGCGAGGGCGGAGCCAGCCACACUCAGAUGCCAGGUCGGAGCUGUCAGCGAGACAUAUCGUCUGUCUCCUGAGCUGCUCAUAACCGGCACCGAGAGGACCUUCCGCCCAGGGGUUGUCGUUCCAGAUGACUCGGAGAUUCUCACGUACGACCUCGCUGCCGUCCAGUCCGCUGCUUCUUUCAUCGCUGUCAGAGAGGAUGAGGAAGACGUCGUUAUAAACGAUGAGAAACUUCAUCUCGAACUUUUUGCUUUCGUUCGCGAUAUCUUUUAUUAUCAGAGCAACAGAACACACGUCCAUGCGCUCGUCAUGACCCAGCAUAACGCCUUCUUCUAUCGGCUGGACCGCGGUGGAAUCGUCAAGUGCCCGAAAAUUGACAUCCAUAAAAACGCCAUGGAUUUCAUUCGUUGCCUCCUCUUGCUCUGUUGUCCCGAACCUACCAUCCUCGGUGCUGACCCCAACGUCUUCUGGGUCAGCGACAGUCGCAACAUCACGACUCUGAACGCUCGAGGGGAGCUAGUCGAUUACAAACUUAACAGUCCUGACCCCAUCUGGCGGCUGGACGAGAGCCUCAUUGCUCGCGCGACAACGAUCUGGGAUGCCACCUGCCCCGAGAGCGGCGAGCGGGUAAUUAUCAAGGACUCGUCGAGGAUCGAGGACCCCGAGCGUGACGACCUUCCACUGCCUGAGUACGAGACGCUCAAACUAGCGCAGGGCCUGGAUGGAGUCGUCCAGAUGAUCGCAUACGAGGACGGCAAGCCUCUUUCCGAGCUACGUGGCCGCUUUCUACAAAACUUCUACCGAUUCGAGUGCAACUGGGUGAGGUCAAGAAUAAUUAUGAAAGCGUACGGAAGGGCUACGCAGUAUAUUGAGACCCGGAUGCAGUUGCUUCGUGGCUUCCGCGACGCUGUGGCAGGCCACCAAAAAUUAUGGAACAAGGGCGUCAUCCACAUGGAUGUCAGCUGUCUAAACAUUCUCAUGGGAAACAAGGACGCGCCAGUGGGGCAGCGCGGCGUCCUAAUUGACUUGGAUGGUUCGAAGACAAUUGGGGAAGAUGGGCUCUUGCCCGAAACUCAUGCGUUCAGGGGAACAAAGAUAUUCACGUCCCUCAGGAUCCUCGACGGCCCACACCGCCAUGCUGAUUACCUCUAUCGCCACACCCACCUGGAUGAAUUGGAAUCAUUCGCAUAUGUCCUCUGCUGUCUCUACUUCACCGUUUUCGGCCACCGCAAGUACGCUGCCUACCCGGACAUUGUGACCGAGUGGGAUUACGCCGUCGAUGAAGUUGCAGCAGCGGCGAAGAGGCGCUUUUGGGAGAAUCCCAAGCUCUUCCUCGACAACUACCGCAACCCCUUCUUUGGGAGGAUCUUCCGAGAUCUAAUCCUCGACAUAUCCAAGGUGCUCGCCGACGGCGCUUUGGCACUCGAGGAGACUCUGAUAGAGCACGGCGGCAGCCAUACGCAUAUCAAGAAGGAGUGGCUGGACGAGACGUCGAAACAAGACUACGAGGAAUACUUGGCGGCCAUCGACAAAGCGCUCGUCGCGCUAGAGACAGAAGAGAAACGAGUAAGGAAGCAGGCCAGGAAGGCGAGGAAGGAGGCUGCGAAGGAGAUCCCCAAAGCUACAAAAGAGUCAGACGCUCCACAUGCUGCGGACAACAACGUAGCAGAUUCUCAUUCUUUAGCGCCCAUCAAUAUCAAUGCGCCGGCGCCACCGACUCCAGAACGGCGAAAGCGUGGAGCCGAUGACUUAGCACGGAAAGAAGAGGACGAGGACGAGGUGUUGAAGAAGAAACCGCGACUCGAAACUGCGGAGCAAUGA